AUGUCUGAGGAGCUAACCCAGUUAAUAGUCACCAGAGUUAAGCAAGCAGGUGUCAAAUGCUUCUUCUGCGGUACUGAGUUGGAUAUCUGGGUCUUGGGCAAACACCUGCCCGUGUGCGCCAAACUGUGUUACAAUAUCAUCAUUGAUAUGUUCCAGACUAAAGAAUCACAGGAGGAGACUCACACGUUGAGGCUGCGUAUAGAGGAGUUAGAGGGAAUCAUCAAGUCAUUAUCGCAACAACAACAACAACAACCACAGCCACAACAACAACAGCCACAACAACAACAGCCACAACAACAACAGCCACAACCAACAUCGUUGUCAUCAACACUCACGCUUCAGCAAAUGAAGACGCCAACCAAACAAGGUGCGGCAGAGAACAAUAGAGAGCUGAUGAAUAUCACACAUACCAAGAAGUUGAUGGAUGGAGAGACUAGCAAACAAACCAAGUGCUUCCUGCAUUCCAACGUUCGAGACCCAACCAAUCCCAACCGGAUUAUAGUAGAGGCGACUUGCAAUUCACCAGAGAACAAGAUCGAGAAGAAGAUCAUUGUCUACUAUGGCGACCAAAAAAUGAUGAUGUGCAGUGUUGGACAUAUUACAAACCAUACCAGGUCAAUGCCCUAUUUGAAGCUUGCUGUACCUGCGAUUGGAGAACACGAUCCAGAGAAGCCUAUCAUUGGAGAUUCUGUCCAACAUUGCCAGAACUGUUCAAAGGGUUGUUCUCGCAUCUUGAAGUGUUGCCAUCCAGACAGCACGUUUGGCGUCUUUGUAUACUUCUGUCGAUGGAACUGCCUUGUCGAGUAUCUAACCAACAAACGAGAGAAAUGGACUCAAUGGUGCGAAGCGAACACCGGUAUCUCCAGCAGGGCAACGAUAGAUAUCGACGAUAAUGCGAUGUCAACAACUACAUCACCACCCAUCCCAGCACCCAGCCCAGCAGCACCAAGCCCAGCAAUAACCAAACCAGUGUCUAAAUCAAAGGCCAAGAAAGCAGCUGCAACACCAACACCAACAACAACAACAACAACAACAACAACAACAAGGAGGAACAAUAAGAGGAAGAACAAUACCCUUGAAGAAGAUCAAUGGUUCAACCAAGAUGAAGAGUACACAAGUUACUUCAAGCUCUCCCAUAGUCAAGUGUCUCAGCUCUGUGAGAAGCACUCUUUUGAACACAAGGACAUGCUCGUCUUCCUCAUGAGGUGCCGCCACAACCUUCCCUGGUACAUGAUGGAGCGUGUGUUCCUAUAUCAAUUGACAAUCGCUCAGCUCAGGUACUCAUUCACCAAGGUGUUCGAUAGAUUGAAGUCGUACUGCCAUGGGUACUUCCAGGAUGUGGUUCACAAUGGAGAGCUUCGAGACAAUCAUGCAGAAAUAUGGAAAGAUGGUAUUAAGCACAAUGUUCAUCUCAUUGUGGACGGGUCAGAGCAGAGGAUUCAAGUGCCGCCACACAAGACGAUCAAGGAUCUUGUUUAUUCUGGCAAGAAAUCAAUGUAUUCUUUGGCAGUGUUGGUCAUUUGCGAUAUACGUGGCAAGAUCGUGUAUGUAGGUAAGACAGAGGGAGGCGCCCAGCCUGACGUCUCGCUCUACAAGGAUGCUGCACCUAGACUACAGGCUCUGUUCGAUGAAGAUAUUGUCAUUCUCGGUGACAAAGGAUUCAAAGGAGGUCAGAAGUACUACACCAACACCAUCACCCCCAAGAUCAAGUCGGCUUCAUUGAUCGAUCAUAUGGAGUACACAGACAAGAUGAUCAGAAAACGCACGCUCGAUGAGCAUCGCCUGCGUCAAGGAAAGGAGGCGACCAAGGUAUCUAAGAAGUUGAAGGCAUUGGAAGCCAAGGUCACCAAAGAAGGAUUCGAUGCCGAGCGUAUCCUGAGAGAGAAAGAUGAGAGCAAUCGAAUCAAGAAGGUGAGGAUCAUCAUUGAGAAUGUCUUUGGAGAGAUGAAGAAAUGGAACAUAUUGUCAGACACAAUCAGAUCACUUGGCGACCUUUCUGACAACAUUCAACGACACAACGCACUCUGGACAAUUAUCGCAUAUUUGACCAAUAUGUUCCACUCCUUUGGACGAGACGACGAUUUCUUUAAGGUC
Messenger RNA from Acytostelium subglobosum LB1, 2094 nucleotides. RefSeq lists its product as hypothetical. The transcript has 2 exons. The record is from RefSeq and is a predicted model, not a curated record. The annotation marks the transcript as partial. NCBI's taxonomy places the organism in Eukaryota, Evosea, Eumycetozoa, Acytosteliales, Acytosteliaceae.